Messenger RNA from Cylas formicarius (sweet potato weevil), 2711 nucleotides. It is a transcript of the gene Ubi-p63E, whose product is annotated as polyubiquitin-C. Gene Ontology annotation, biological process: protein ubiquitination; modification-dependent protein catabolic process. The record is from RefSeq and is a predicted model, not a curated record. The transcript is spliced from 2 exons. Bases 145 to 2658 code for a protein of 837 amino acids. Lineage: Eukaryota; Metazoa; Arthropoda; Insecta; Coleoptera; Brentidae. Gene Ontology annotation, cellular component: cytoplasm; nucleus. Gene Ontology annotation, molecular function: protein tag activity; ubiquitin protein ligase binding.
AACUAGAAAAUUGGAGAGUGGGGGAUAUAAACUGCAUAAAAGCAAUUCCAGAAGCAGUGCGGCCUCAAUAAGAAGUUGUGAGUGGUUGGAAGCAUUUUGCUUUGUGUUUAAAUCGAUUAUUGAGAAGCUCUUUAAGCAGUCAUAAUGCAGAUAUUUGUCAAGACCUUAACUGGUAAGACCAUCACUUUGGAGGUGGAACCAUCAGAUACAAUUGAAAACGUUAAAGCCAAAAUCCAAGAUAAGGAAGGGAUUCCUCCAGACCAACAGAGAUUGAUUUUUGCUGGAAAGCAGUUAGAAGAUGGUAGAACAUUGUCCGAUUAUAAUAUUCAGAAAGAAUCAACACUCCACUUGGUAUUAAGAUUACGAGGAGGGAUGCAAAUUUUCGUUAAAACUUUAACUGGGAAAACUAUAACUCUGGAAGUUGAACCAUCUGACACUAUUGAAAAUGUUAAAGCCAAAAUUCAAGACAAGGAAGGAAUCCCACCUGAUCAGCAAAGGUUGAUUUUUGCUGGUAAGCAGUUAGAAGAUGGUCGUACAUUAUCUGACUACAACAUUCAAAAGGAGUCUACCCUUCAUUUAGUACUCAGGUUAAGAGGCGGUAUGCAGAUCUUCGUUAAAACAUUGACUGGAAAAACAAUUACUUUGGAAGUUGAACCAUCUGAUACUAUUGAAAAUGUUAAGGCUAAAAUUCAAGACAAGGAAGGAAUUCCACCAGAUCAACAGAGGUUGAUCUUUGCUGGUAAGCAAUUGGAAGAUGGUCGCACUCUCUCAGAUUACAAUAUUCAGAAAGAAUCUACUCUUCAUUUGGUUCUAAGAUUAAGGGGUGGAAUGCAAAUAUUUGUUAAGACAUUAACAGGCAAAACCAUCACCUUGGAAGUAGAACCCUCCGAUACUAUUGAAAAUGUCAAAGCAAAAAUCCAAGAUAAAGAAGGAAUACCCCCAGAUCAACAGAGACUAAUUUUUGCGGGCAAGCAGUUAGAAGAUGGUCGAACUUUGUCCGAUUAUAACAUCCAAAAAGAAUCUACUCUUCAUUUGGUACUGCGAUUGAGAGGAGGCAUGCAAAUUUUUGUUAAGACGUUGACUGGUAAGACUAUAACAUUGGAAGUAGAACCAUCCGAUACUAUCGAAAAUGUUAAAGCCAAAAUUCAAGAUAAAGAAGGUAUUCCACCAGACCAACAGAGAUUAAUUUUUGCGGGAAAGCAGUUGGAGGAUGGGCGUACAUUGUCUGACUACAAUAUUCAGAAAGAAUCAACACUUCAUUUGGUUCUACGAUUGCGUGGUGGCAUGCAAAUAUUUGUGAAAACGUUGACUGGAAAAACGAUAACUUUGGAAGUUGAACCAUCUGACACUAUCGAAAAUGUUAAAGCUAAAAUUCAAGACAAGGAAGGAAUCCCACCUGAUCAGCAAAGAUUGAUUUUUGCUGGUAAGCAGUUAGAAGAUGGUCGAACUUUGUCCGACUAUAACAUCCAAAAGGAAUCUACUCUUCAUUUGGUACUGCGAUUGAGAGGAGGCAUGCAAAUUUUUGUGAAGACGUUGACUGGUAAGACUAUAACAUUGGAAGUUGAACCAUCUGAUACUAUCGAAAAUGUUAAAGCCAAAAUUCAAGACAAAGAAGGUAUUCCACCAGACCAACAGAGAUUAAUUUUUGCGGGAAAGCAGUUGGAGGAUGGGCGUACAUUGUCUGACUACAAUAUUCAGAAAGAAUCAACACUUCAUCUGGUUCUACGAUUGCGUGGCGGCAUGCAAAUAUUUGUGAAAACAUUGACUGGAAAAACGAUCACUUUGGAAGUUGAACCAUCAGAUACCAUUGAAAAUGUUAAAGCCAAAAUUCAGGAUAAGGAAGGAAUACCCCCAGAUCAACAAAGGCUGAUUUUUGCGGGCAAACAGUUGGAAGAUGGUCGCACUCUCUCUGAUUACAAUAUUCAGAAGGAAUCUACUCUUCAUUUGGUUCUCAGAUUAAGAGGUGGAAUGCAGAUUUUUGUUAAAACAUUAACAGGCAAAACUAUUACCUUAGAAGUUGAACCCUCCGAUACUAUUGAAAACGUCAAAACAAAAAUUCAAGACAAGGAAGGCAUUCCUCCAGAUCAGCAAAGAUUAAUUUUUGCAGGAAAACAAUUAGAAGAUGGGCGUACUUUGUCCGAUUACAAUAUUCAAAAGGAAUCAACUCUUCAUUUGGUACUUAGAUUGAGAGGAGGUAUGCAGAUUUUCGUUAAAACUUUAACUGGUAAAACAAUCACUUUGGAAGUAGAACCUUCAGAUACUAUAGAAAAUGUAAAAGCCAAAAUACAAGACAAAGAGGGCAUUCCACCAGAUCAACAAAGGCUCAUUUUUGCUGGUAAACAAUUAGAAGAUGGCCGCACUUUAUCUGAUUACAACAUUCAAAAGGAAUCUACUCUUCAUUUGGUACUGCGUCUUAGAGGAGGCAUGCAAAUUUUUGUAAAAACUUUAACUGGAAAAACUAUUACCCUAGAAGUAGAACCUUCGGAUACCAUUGAAAAUGUAAAGGCUAAAAUUCAAGACAAAGAAGGUAUCCCUCCUGACCAACAGAGAUUGAUCUUUGCUGGUAAGCAACUUGAAGAUGGAAGAACACUUUCCGAUUAUAAUAUUCAGAAAGAAUCUACUCUGCAUUUAGUCCUCAGACUCCGAGGUGGGCAAUGAAGAUGAUACAAUUAAUUACAUUUUAAUAUUUUCAAUAAAAAUUAAUAGAUGGA